AUGAAGAAAAUCUCGCAUUAUCAGAAGAAUCCACCACCAACCUCAACUGCUGGAUCAAACAUAUUUUCAACAGUAAACAAUGAGAUGCCUAAUAUCAAGUACUUAAAUUUGAAGGGUGCAAAAGUCAAUCGGGAUGGUCUUGUCAUGUUGCUGCGCAGAUGCAAAGAUCUGGUGAUGUUGGACGCCAGAGAUUGUUCUGAUUUCGAUGAGAAUGACGAUGAAAUAUCAAAGCUUGCGUCUCAUAUUAGUAAAUUUAUGUGCGAGGGUUCUGAAUUUCCUGAAUUUCUUUGUGGUAUGGACAAUUUUGUUCUUCCUGUUGAUGGAUACUCAUUUCAUCUACAUGUGGAGGAGACGUGGGAUGAAAUGCUCAAUGAUUUGCGCGAUGCGUUCAAUGAUUUGGGCGACGAGGAAUGA
Messenger RNA from Prunus armeniaca (apricot), 414 nucleotides. Lineage: Eukaryota; Viridiplantae; Streptophyta; Magnoliopsida; Rosales; Rosaceae. The record is from the annotation of a GenBank genome assembly.